GACAGUUUCUCAGUUCAAAGUUGUCAUGGCCUGUCAGAAUUGCACUGAAAUAUUUGUAAAUACAUAAGAGUACUCGUUUACGUGGUUACAUUAGUGGCGAAUGUUAUAGUUUGCAUUCUUUUUGUUCAAAAUUGCCCGAAUAUGGUGAGUAAGUCACACGCUAUUUGAAACCCAAGAUCCCAGUAACUAUAGUGGACCUAGCAAGUAGGAACGCAUCCCGAUUUGUUCGCAACGAGAAUAAAAAAUGAAGAGAAGUACCAGCACGAACGAUUCCUUCAGCGCAAGCAGCACUCAAUCCUUCCCAAAAUCUCUGCAAAACAUAUUUCCGGAUGAUGAAAUAGAAGACGUUGUGGGCGAAGUUAAACUUUCAGAAUCACAAAAAAGUGUAGCCAUGUCAAAUGUAUACUCUAUGGACUUCACGGACAGUAGUAGCUCAGAGAAACACAACUCCUCAGGCAUGGAAACGUAUAUCUUAGAGUGGGACAGUGAGGACAGCGAAUCUUCAGCUCUACAGGGCAAUCUCAGCAUCAUCAGCGUGAAGGACAGUAGGCCAACCAAACCUAUUCUUGUCAACAAAGACGCACAAUGUGAUGUCACGAAGAAAAUAAGUAAAUCUUCCUCCACCAGUCUAAACAAAUGCUCCAUCUUCGCACAAGAAAUAUUCACACAAACCAGUAAAACUAUCAUAGAGCUAGCUGAAAGUGACGGCGCGAUCAGAAAGAUCGACAGUAAAACGUUAGAAACACAAACUUCCUUUAUAUCCAUAACAGAAAACAAAACUUUCGAGUACAGAAUAGAAGUAUCUGGUGCCGCACAAAAUUUAAUUAGAAACGAUGUCGGUGACUCAGGCGACAACUAUCUUGAUGUUGUAACCCCACAACAAAUAUUCCCGACCUCCAUCGACGAUGGUUCAUCAAAAUUCGUAACAUCCGAAACAGAUAACGAAAAGUCUGAUGACGGUACCAGUAAUAAUAGUUCGUGCAGUAACGACAAGCUCGCGGACAUAGUCAAUGACGAUUUCAAAGACAACGACCUGCUAUAUGACGAGUCAAAUGAAGAUCGGUACGAGAUCACCAGUGAAUUUGAACAAUCGCCAAAUAUCAGUGAUAUGGAGGAAGAUUCACUCAUGGAAAUUAAAGCUAAAGAUAGUAAAGUUGACAAUGAGAGUGACACCUGCAACACGCCAAUAUCUGUUGAUAAUGAUGUUGCUGAACUGUACACUAAAUUAUCUGAAACCGUAGAAUUCUACAUGCCGAACCAGGAACAAGAAAAGAGACGUAUUAUUGGGUACUUGACUCCUUUGACUGAGGAGUCAAUUGUUAAGAAAGAUAGUACAGGGGAAAUGGAAUGUAGUUCGUCUAACAACAUCAUAGACCUGACCGCAGACGACAACGACGUGCUGUUCACGAACAAUGCUGGAAUAAAAGUCAAAUUAUUCCCCAAAAGUGAAUCUAACAAAGAAAUUGAAAGUUUCAAGUUGCCCCCCAUACAGGGGAACCACAAUAACUCUGAUGGCAACUUGAACUUUUUAUUUAAUGGUAAAGGAUCGAACAAGAAUAGCUCACCGGGUGAUGAUCGAAGGGACAGGAAUCUGAAUAGAAAUAUGGAUAGAUGGGAGAUAGGAACUAAGGAUCUGGCGUCAGGAGAGAGUCCACUGAUUAGUGGAAGAAGUGACGCUGAGAGAGCGUCUCACGGGUCCGUGCAGCUGCCCCCAAUACAUGCGGAAGGACACGGGACGCACAGCCCCAGUAAACUUGAUCAGCACUUGAGCAACUCGAGCAAGACAGACGCUGUGUCCUCGGAACCCACCUUGCCAAUCAGUAUUAAGGAGAAGAUCAGAGAGCUGAAGAUGAGUCACAGGCCACGAAACUCUUGGACUAAUUCUAAGUAUACGUAUGGAUCAGGCAGUAGAAGCGGGUCUCCCAGCACGGUGUCUCCUGAUGAGAGCCGGGUGACUGACGCUGCGGAGCGAGGGUGUGAGCUCGUCUGCAUUGAGCUGCUCAAGAAACUGCGCUCGCAGUCUUGGUUUGAAGUAGCAGACUCGUUAGAGGACCUUCCUCGUCUGAUGGACAAGUUUUGGGGCAUCAUAGCGGAGCAUAGAAUUGCAGAUCUUAUACGACAAGUGACGGCACACGUGGAGUCACCGAGGACGCAGGUAGCGCGCGCCGCCUGCAAUACUCUCGCCUCCAUACUCAAAAAUACCAAUUACACAAAGAAACCGGACUUUUACGAAGCAGUGACAAUAUUAUUAAUAAAGACUGGCAGCUUCAGUCGACCCGUGAGACGUGCUGCCAACGUGGCUCUGGACGAUAUAGUCUGUGGCGUGGACUUGAGCCAUGCAAUCACUGCUCUGUGCAUACAUGGCGCUAGUCACAAGAGUGCGCUAGUGCGGUGCGCGGCCGCGCGCCUGCUAGUGGUGUGCUGUGCACUGGGGGGCGGGGGGCGGGACUUGCUGCGCACACGCCCGCCCACCGCCGCCUGCGCACGCAAGCACGCGCUCCGCUCACUCGCUUUGCUGCUUGAUGAUAAAAGCACUGAAGCCAGAAAAUACGCCGAACGUUUGUACUCAAUGUUGCGACCGCUUGCAAACUUCGAGGCUUACUACCUAACCGAUGUGGACCUGGACACGGCGUCGCGGCAGAUGAAGAAAUACGACCAGCUGCUGCUGUGCGGCCCGCCGGAGACCAGGUGACGUCACACUGCCACUCAUGACGCAUCAGCGUGACGUCAUCACCUCCUUGUAGCGUAAAUCGCUGAUUUACUUUCUCAUUUAUAGUUUGCGUUGAAUUAAGGGAAGAAAAUACUGGUACGAAUAGAUGCCUUCUCUAUUUAUUUUAUCGCCGACGAUGUAUACGAAUCUUUUAGUGCUUUUCUGAUUGUAUAAAUAAAUAUAUAAAUGUAAUAAUCCAUUAAAAACACAACAGCAUAAUUAUAAACACAAAAAUAAUGAAAUGUAAACGUUUACUGUCGUUAUUUGGGUACCACGAGGCUUGCGAUCAGUGCAUUUUGAAUGAGUUUUAACUAAAUGCAAUUGUGAUUUCUCUAAAUCUAAUUCAUAACUUUUUUGAAAAUAUUUAAUACGAUAACUUGUUAAGAAUAUCGGAUGACAUUAUUAUAUCACUACGUUAUAAUAUCAUAAUUUAUUGUGUUAGUUUAUUAGAUUUUUUCACAAAUUAACUAUCGAAUGAAGUACGAACUGUAUACCAACUCUUUCAAGUUUGAUUUCUUUUAAAUAACUUGAUUGACUGAAAAUAUAUUUUGAAAGAUUAUUUUGCUUGUGGUCACAUAUGAAACUUUCUUUAAAUACGCAUACACAUACCUACGCACUCAAUUCUAUGUAAGUAGCUAAUGUGUGGGACUAUGAAGUUCAGCCUACCUAUUCGGUUAUUAGUUCCUGUCGGUCAUGUCGUAUUGUGACAGAGAAGUAUAAAUAUCCCGUCUCAAGUUCCAAUGAUAGCGUUAGUGACUAUGUCUGUUUAAAUUUUUUAUUUUUUGUUCUGUAGCCACGUACUAGGGGCACGGUAAUUGGUAUUUAACUGGGCGGUUUAAGGUGUCUAUUAACAGAAAAAUAAAUAUACAUCAUCCCCAAUCGAAAAUUUCCACUCGAAAAGUCAGUUAUUAUCCCAUUUUCCUUAAGUCAGUCAGUCCCGUGGUACCCAGAUAGUAUCAAUUGAUAGUUAAUCUGUAGUUCUAUGAUAUAUAACUAAAACAAAAUUUGUUUUCGUAAUGAAAAUAGAGUUUUGUAAAUAUAUAUACUGUAUUUACAUUAUUUAUCUCGAUGCUUGUUUUAUAAACAUUUUAAUCUGUGACAGUUAUUAAGUAGUUUUUCGCUGUGAGUUUGUAUGGCCACGGUUCUAAAAUAAGUAUGACAUUCAGAUUUAUAGUAAACCAUGUAGAUUA
Molecule: messenger RNA, 3900 nt
Organism: Spodoptera frugiperda (fall armyworm)
Lineage: Eukaryota; Metazoa; Arthropoda; Insecta; Lepidoptera; Noctuidae
Exons: 8
Coding region: 245-2692 (815 amino acids)
Source: RefSeq, a predicted model, not a curated record